This is a messenger RNA of Macrosiphum euphorbiae (potato aphid), 324 nucleotides long. Lineage: Eukaryota; Metazoa; Arthropoda; Insecta; Hemiptera; Aphididae. The record is from the annotation of a GenBank genome assembly.
AUGUGUAAAUCAUGUAUGAAUUGUUCAGUUUGUUACUACAAUGUUUUACUCAAGUAUAAUUUAUAUAGUAAUGCUUACUCAAACCUUGCUUUACCCUACAAAUACCUUCUUACAUUACCAUGUACUCUGGUAGCAUGUGAAAGAUCAUUCUCAAUUCUGAAGUACAUUAAAUCACGGCUGAGAAACACUUUGACGGAAUCGAAAUUGGAGGCAUUUAUGCUGAUGAGUGUAGAGAAACAGAUUUUACUCGAAAUUGAUAACGAUGACAUUAUUGAUACUGUUAAAAAUCACAGUAAUUUAUUAAGAUCUAAAUUAACCUAUUAA